UGUGAUAUCAAGGCAGUUAAGAAUGGGGAACUAUUGUACCAAUCCGAGAGAGUUUUGGCAUGCUCAGUUAUCAUUGAAAAUGAUGUAUUUUUUACUGGAAUAGUCAGUGCAGCCAUGAAAAAUAAGGUCACAUACAGCUAUAAACUAAGGCUGGAGAAAGAAUCUGAAGAUGUGCUAAACUCACACUGUGAAUGCCCUGCAGGGAAAGGCCCAAAUGGUACAUGCAAGCACCUAGCUGCUUGCAUGAUUAUGCUUGAAAAUUUUAUUGAGAAUGGUGAAGUGGCGGUGCAGAAAUCAUGUACAGAAAAUUUGAUGAUGUUCAACAAGCCAAAGGCAUCCCAUAAAGGAUCUCCAGUCAAAGUUGAAAAAAUUACAAUUGGGAAGAGAAAAUCAGCCGUUCAUUUGGAUGACCCACGACCAGAAAAGUUUAGGAAUGUAGAGGGCAUGCAAGACCGGGUCAGAAACCUAUUAAUCAACUAUACAUCAAAUACUUCUGAAGACAUUGCAUUUCGUUAUCUUUAUGAGAGAGCAGAUUUGAAGUCUGCAAUUCAUGACCACCACUACUUAUCACUGCCUUUCACAGAAUACUGGGUGGAUAAAGCAUUACAGGUAACUGAAUCAGAGGUGGCAAGUAUUGAAAAAGAAACAAGGGGACAAUCUACAAAUAAGAGAUGGUUUGCAGAGAGAAUGUGGAGAAUCACAGCAUCAAAUUUUGGGCAGAUUUCAAGAAUGACAGACAGACGUAACAAACAGAAGCUUUGUAAAUCAUUGAUAUCUAUCAAGAGCCUCACCACCCCUGCAGUCACUCAUGGAAAAUCAUAUGAAAAAAAAGCAAUCAAAAAGUUUGAAGAUAACCACAACAUAAGAGUUCAUGAGAAUGGUUUAUUCAUUUGUUCAAAAAUGCCAUUUCUAGGUGCAACACCAGAUGGCGUUAUAGAUGAUAAAUAUAUAAUAGAGGUGAAAUGUCCUUAUAAAGGACGGAGACAAGAAAUCAACACAAACACAAUGGAAUAUUUCACUUAUUUAGAGGUAGUGGGUGGGGAAAUCAAGCUGAAAAUAUCUUCCAAUUACUAUGAUCAAAUUCAGGGACAACUGUAUAUAAGUGGCAGACAAUUUUGUUAUUUUAUUGUGUAUACACUAAAGUCACUAUUUGUAGAAAUUAUUGAAAUCAACAGAGAAUAA
This is a messenger RNA of Ostrea edulis (European flat oyster), 1182 nucleotides long. RefSeq lists its product as uncharacterized. Gene Ontology annotation, molecular function: zinc ion binding. The record is from RefSeq and is a predicted model, not a curated record. The transcript has 5 exons. Lineage: Eukaryota; Metazoa; Mollusca; Bivalvia; Ostreida; Ostreidae. Bases 115 to 1182 code for a protein of 355 amino acids.